Messenger RNA from Dunckerocampus dactyliophorus (ringed pipefish), 2402 nucleotides. It is a transcript of the gene atp1b3a, whose product is annotated as ATPase Na+/K+ transporting subunit beta 3a. NCBI's taxonomy places the organism in Eukaryota, Metazoa, Chordata, Actinopteri, Syngnathiformes, Syngnathidae. Bases 230 to 1072 code for a protein of 280 amino acids. Gene Ontology annotation, molecular function: ATPase activator activity. The transcript is spliced from 7 exons. Gene Ontology annotation, cellular component: sodium:potassium-exchanging ATPase complex. Gene Ontology annotation, biological process: potassium ion import across plasma membrane; intracellular sodium ion homeostasis; intracellular potassium ion homeostasis. The record is from RefSeq and is a predicted model, not a curated record.
UUUUUUCUGUUCCAGCACCAGAGCGUCUCUCCCUCCGUCCUUCUGCCUGCUCUUUCCCUCUUUCUACCGCCCACUCCUUCCCAACCAUUGAUCCGACCACUCGCCGGCUUCUUCGCCUCAUUACAUCACCCCCUGCGCUUUUCUGCUUUUUUUCCCCCCCAAAGGUUGGAGAUAAACCCUAAACAUUUUUGGACACCCCUUCCUAAGAGAUAUUUAAAAGAAGCCCACCAUGGCGAGCACUGAGGAUAAACCGGCCAACAAGGAGAAUGCAUCCAGCUGGAAGGACUCCUUCUACAACCCGAGGACCGGCGAGGUGCUGGGUCGUACAGCCAGCAGCUGGGCCCUCAUCUUGUUGUUCUAUUUGGUGUUCUACUGUUUCCUGGCGGGCAUGUUCGCCCUGACCAUGUGGGUGAUGCUGCUCACGCUGGAUGAGCAUGUGCCCAGGUACAGAGACCGCGUUCGUUAUCCAGGGUUGGUGAUCCUUCCGAACUCGCUGGACAUCGCUUUCAACAGAUCCGACGCCGGGAAGUAUGCAGACUACGUGAAAAACCUGGAGGCCUUCCUGCAAAAGGGUUACAAUGACACCGAGCAGGAGAAGAAUCUAGACUGCCCUGUAGGCCAGCACUUCCUGCAGGACAACACCGAGGAAAUGGAAAAGAAAGUGUGCCGCUUCAAGAGGGGCUACCUGAGUCUCUGCUCCGGCCUGUCUGACACCAACUUUGGUUACUCUGAGGGGAAACCAUGUGUGCUGCUAAAACUAAACAGGAUCAUCGGUCUGAAGCCUGAGGGGAAUCCUUACAUCAACUGCACCGUCAAAAAAGAAAACCCUGUUCAGAUGCAGUAUUUCCCCAGAAACGGACGCAUUGACAAGAUGUACUUCCCUUAUUAUGGAAAGAAAGCCCAUGUGAACUACGUGCAGCCCCUGGUUGCCGUCAAGCUGCUGCUCACCAAGGAGGACUACAACAAGGAGCUGACAGUGGAGUGCAGGGUAGAGGGCUGCGACCUGUGCAACAACGACGAGAGGGAUAAGUUCCUGGGUCGUGUCACCUUCAGGAUCAAGGUGACGGAGUAAAGAGGAAAAGGCCAGUCAGAAGGAACCCCGAUGCAGAGGCUGCCCAUAUUCGUUCAAGGAAGGAAGUGUCAAAUCCCUCUCAAGACAGCAUUCGGGAUGAGGCAGAUUAGUUUGGGCUGUAGUAGGAGAGCCGGUUACACAUUGAAUGUUGCUUUGAUGACAUUAAUGACCCUUCUUUCCUUCAAGAUUCCUUGCUGACCUCUGCUAAGUUUCCAAGAGAACAAGCCACAUGCAGGCUCUGCUCCUGAUCCAUCCCCUCCACCUGUUGCACAACCCAUCAUGUUUUUGCUUUCAUUUCCAUGUGAUUAGCUAACUUACAUCCAUUGCAAGCAAGCCAUUUGGAGCUGUUGUGUUAUUGCCAACUUUUUCAUGUGUAGAUCUUCCUGCAGCCCCGGGAAGAGCGCGCCGCUGUUUUCAUCCCCCAUGAACAGCGUAUGGGCGACGCUAUUAGCGCUGGUCUUGAGGAUGAGAGAUUUUAUCUUGUUGCAUAAGUGAAGACGUAGCUCAUUUCCAGCACAUAUCAGAUCAUCACAAAGACUUCACAGGAACAUAUGUUGAUAAUCAAGUAUAGCCACUGUAUCCCUAUGUAUAUGAAACGUCAAUAACAAAGUCCCUUUCUACAUAUAAAUACAUAGUGAUCCUGACCAUAUUUAGGGAAUAAUAGCUAGAUCUUUUGUGUUGUGGCCCGCGUCGCCACAACUCAGUCUCGUGAUGUCUUUCUGUCUGCAUGUCUGUCUGUCUUUGUUUGUCUGCCUGUCUUCCUGUGUACUCACCUCUCCAUUGCAAUAGCCAACAUGUGGGUGAGCCCUCCAGGAUUAGACGAGUUGUCUCCCUGCGGCAUACUGAUGCAAGCUGAGGAGACACACACACACACACACACACACACACACACAGUAUACUGUAAAUUGCUUCUAAGGCAGAGGGACGCUGAGGGGGAAAAAAGCAUUGCAAACAUUCACUGUAAGUAUGUACUGUAUAUCUCUACGUGAUCUGUAUAUCUAUCUGGGUCUCAAAAGAUUGUUAGUUUUCUCUCUUCUUCAGCCUGUCGAUCUGAUUGUCUGCCAAUCUAUUACUCUUCAAUGUAUAUAUAUAUAAACACAAUCAACCAUAUUUACUUAAUUCACACUGUAUUUUUGUCACACAAAAAACACAAUGUCUGUGGACUGUAAAGAAAUAAUUUAAGCAGAAGAUUUACAGGAAAUGAUCUUAUUCAAAGCUAUGUUUACACAGUCUUCAAGGAACCCACAUUUGAAAGAACUUGUAACAUCUCUUCAGGGUGCCUUAAGACCUGAUGAAAUAAAUUGUGGAAUAAAAGUGAUUUUGAAGAAAA